Molecule: messenger RNA, 189 nt
Organism: Penicillium macrosclerotiorum
Lineage: Eukaryota; Fungi; Ascomycota; Eurotiomycetes; Eurotiales; Aspergillaceae
Exons: 2
Coding region: 1-189 (62 amino acids)
Source: RefSeq, a predicted model, not a curated record
AUGUCGACGAGCCAGAUAUCCAUCGCCGCAGAGGACACGACUGAAUAUAGCGAGGCCUAUGCGGUCACCCAUGAAUGGCUUAUCGCACAGGGUGCAGUUGGCCUUCAUCCAGUCGGUAGCCGGCUAGUCAGUCUGGAAGCCAAUCUCACCACCGGGGAGGUGGUCAAUGCCCGACCGGAGGAACGAUAA